Messenger RNA from Alnus glutinosa, 2660 nucleotides. RefSeq lists its product as uncharacterized. The record is from RefSeq and is a predicted model, not a curated record. Lineage: Eukaryota; Viridiplantae; Streptophyta; Magnoliopsida; Fagales; Betulaceae. The transcript has 7 exons. Bases 433 to 2502 code for a protein of 689 amino acids.
AAACCUCGGCGUUCUCUUCCCCAGUUGCUCACAAACUGAAACGAAAAUCAAAAGACAAAAGGCUCCUUCUCAUCAUCUUCCAAUCGCUUCCAUCUCCUUCUCUAGAAGAUCUUUGGUUACAUAGAGACGCUUCCCUCUUGGUAUCUUUUGAACUCUUCUUCUCUCUGUCCAUGAACGUGUAGCUUCAACUUUAGCAUACUUUGACUUGCGUUCAAACUACACAGUUCUUCAACCCCUCCAAUGAACAUUCAGACAUUCUUUAAGAAUCUUAAUGCAUGGAUACAUUCUCCCCAUUGAUCAGCUGAAGGACAAAUGCUUUCAAAAACGACCUCUAUGAGUUGGGUUUUGCAUUCAAAUGGUCAUUUCUUUGACUUCAUCAGCAGUUUUGCUACAUGGGCUGUAGGUUUUGAAAUUGGCUUUUAGUAUUUUCCAAUGGUGGAGCUUCAACCCUGUGCUAGCUUGGUCAAUGCUUCUUCAUUGUGUGCUAUAGAGCAAGAAGUGAAAGGGGAGGGUGUCAAUGUUAUUGCUGAAAUUACUGCUGAGUUAGAAAGGGAAAGACGGAAGAAUGCUGAGCUCUUGGAGAGAAUAUCAAUUCUUGAAGCUCAAAUACAGGAAAGGAAUAAGGAAUCUCUUCCUACAAAUGGACAAGGAAAUUGUCCCAAUGCAAUUGAAAGAAGCUUCAAGAAGUCAAAAAGACAGAAAAUAGAAAUAGCUAGUGCUGGAAUUGAGAAUGGAAAUAUUAGUAAAACUGAAAUGGCAUCACAGAAGACGCAUGACCCCCAGUGUUUGCCCCCCAAAGAUCCAAGUCCAGGAGACAGUUUGGUCAAUUGGAUGAGCAUGGAUGAGACCCAGUUUUUGCAUUUUGAAAAAUUUAAAGAUGGUGAUUCAGCUGCAGAUUUUGAUGAUACAGAUGACAGUGACGACGAAGAUGAUGAUUAUCAUGAAGAGGAUGAUAUUAACAGCGACCAUAAAGUUGGGGACAUUGAUGAGAAUUCAAGAAUUGCUAAUGAGGUAAAGGAGUAUCUUCAUGAUGGUGUUGAUGAGAGAUCACAUAUACCAUGCUUGGAGAACUCCUCUGGUGGUCAGAGUGAGCCUACGUAUACAAUUGCGAACCAUGAAACAAAUAAGUAUCAAAAGGAAAAUCACAUGGUACCUGAUAAACAGCCAGUUUAUGAUGACAGGGAACUCAAAAGAGCUGACAGGAUCGAAACCAAAAAGACUGGAGGACAUAAAGCACCAUCUGAGAUCCUUACUUCUGAUAAAGAGGUUUGUCAUGCAGGACCUGGAAGCCUAUCAUUGCACAAAAAACCUCCAAAGGUGGCUUUCUGUCCAAAAGAAUUGAAGAGAAUAAUUGAGUCGGAUAUCCUGUUACAGAAAAAUGCCCAGUCUCACACCAUAAGAAAAAUUAUAGUUUUUUCAUCUCUUGGUAUAAGGCAUGGCUGUGAAGAUAUGUAUGAGUUAGACUUCAAUCAUUUUAGCAUUUUAAGGAAGGGAGAACCAUAUGUAUCUCCAAAGAAUCCUGGGGAGCAUGUUUUAUAUGAGAAUCCUGGUGUCCGGAUGAAGGUCUUUUAUCCCAAUCGACAGAAUCCAACAUUAUGUCCAGUUCAGAUACUUGAGGAAGAGAAGGCUAUGCGACCAUCUGAUGCUAGUUGCCCAUCAUGCUUAUUUCUGUGUAUCAAGUAUGGAGGAAGAACGAGAAAUCUUCCACAAAACGAAUAUGUUAGGCAGCGCAUGGGAAGAAACAAGCUUAAGUCUUUUGGGCCAUUGAUGUGUAGAAAAGCAAUGCUUGUUCAUAUUCGAAGUGGGAGCUUCUUCUUCAAGGCCUUAGGCAUCACACUUCUGUUCAUGGCUGGUUUUCCUGAUGACCUGGUUCAAAGGGAAACAAAAUACCGGAACUUGGACUUGCUUCAAAAAUAUUACAGGACAGAUGAAGAUGCUGAAGGGGAGGAGUUAUUUGUUCCACAUCCGGCACCUUGCAAUACUCAGGCUAGCCGUGGUUCUCAGCAGUCAAGUGGGAAAACAUCUUCUGCUAAAGCAAGGGGGAGGAAAAAAACCAGUUCAAAUCUUAAGCCUAAUAAUUUGCAAAGACCCUCAGUCCAACAGUCUACACCUUCAAGCUCUGUACAUCCCAUGCCAUGUCAGACCUCAGCAGAUAACCUUGAAAUUUCAAAUCCAGUGAUGCCCAGCAAUGUCUCCUAUCAUAAUCAGACCCCAUACCAUGUGUUCCCACAACAGCAAGCAAAUGGUUUCCUACCUAUAAUGUAUUGGCCUCCUCCAAACCCAUUUCCUCCUGGACGUUACCCAUCUACAUAUGGCUUCCCAUCUUUUCCAUCUACUGCAAAUUACAUCUCCAUUCAUCAACAGCCUUAUUACAGCCACCCCUCCAGCAGUCCUUUCACACCCAACAAGGUAGCAGGCACACAGAAGAACAAUGCGGCCUUGGUGGAAGCUGAUAGUGACUCUGACAGCAGUUCAAGCAGUAUAGAUCCAAAAGAACAUUAGCAAGCUGCAAGUAGUGAACCAUCUAUCAUACAUGAAUUCCAUGUAAAUUUUCAUCAUUGGGAAUAGUUUUAGUGGAAGAGUGAAACUUCUAAGAUGGCUUAAGAAAAGAGCUUCAUGGUUUACAAUGCAAUAACUAUUGAAUCAUUGUCGACGCUGAA